This is a messenger RNA of Macadamia integrifolia, 752 nucleotides long. RefSeq lists its product as uncharacterized. The record is from RefSeq and is a predicted model, not a curated record. Bases 91 to 597 code for a protein of 168 amino acids. The transcript has 2 exons. Lineage: Eukaryota; Viridiplantae; Streptophyta; Magnoliopsida; Proteales; Proteaceae.
GCUUUACAAGAAAAACCAUAUCUUGGCUUUGUUUUAGCUUUUCUGUCUCAGCCUCUGGGAGAAAGGAGCUUGAAGGGGAAGGCGAGAGAGAUGGGUUUCUUCAGUCUCAGACCAAGACUCUUGUCUUCAACGGCGUUGCUCUGUUUCAGUUUCCUCUUUCUUUCUUCUCUGACGGCCGCCGAUGAGAAUCUGACUGCGUAUGAGAUCCUUCAAUCCUACGAUUUCCCGGUGGGUCUCCUCCACACGGGGGUGUCAGGUUACGAUUUCGAUACUAGUACCGGAAAAUUCGCUGUUUAUCUGAAUGAAACAUGUAGCUUCAAUAUUCAGAACUCCUACGAACUCAAUUACAGAUCCACCAUUAAGGGCUAUAUCACAAAGGGCAAGAUCUCGCAGCUUCAGGGUAUUAGUGUGAAGGUGUUCUUGUUCUGGGUCAAUAUCAUCGAGGUUACUCGGAUCGGUGAUCAGCUUGAAUUCUCUGUGGGUAUUACUUCUGCUGAUUUCCCUGUUGCAAACUUCGACGAGUGUCCCCAGUGUGGAUGUGGUUUCGAUUGCAAGAAGGGGCAAUUGGACCAGUUUGGUUCUUUAUUCAAGGAAUGAAUUGGCGAGGUCCGUGUAUAAGGAUAAGAUUCGCAGGUUAGAUCAUAGCAUCGAGCUCUGUUCUUAGUGGGGGUGGGUUGCAAGAUUCAUUUUCUGGAUAUUGUUGAAUUAUUCUAUUCUUCAAAUACAUGCCCUACUGAAAGUUCUGAUGCCCA